This is a messenger RNA of Gryllus bimaculatus (two-spotted cricket), 3499 nucleotides long. The record is from the annotation of a GenBank genome assembly. Lineage: Eukaryota; Metazoa; Arthropoda; Insecta; Orthoptera; Gryllidae.
GCGGGAGGGGGGCGGCGCGCGUCUACAACAGCGCGAGCCUCCGCGGCCCCAGAGCGCCAGGAGAGGCAGCUGCUGCGGAGCGGAGCCCAGCCGAGCCGAGCGACAUGAGCCUGCGCGCUGGGGCCGCGUGGGCCGUGGUGGUGCUGCGGCCACGCAGACACUUCAGCAGCAGCGCGACUACUUUCAACAGAUUAAAAGUUGCUAUUAUUGGGCAAAGUACCUUUGCGGCAGAAGUUUACAAACUUUUGCGAAAAGAUGGCCACAAAAUUGUUGGAGUAUUCACGGUCCCUGACAAAGGAAAUAGAGAAGAUCCCUUAGCCUCAACCGCUGCAGCUGAUGACAUACCAGUUUUUAAAGUGAAGGCAUGGCGAAAAGCUGGCUUACCAAUUCCAGAGAUGGUUGAACAGACUUUAAUUAAUGGUGACAAGCAAGCUGGUUUCUCUAUUUUCUGGGCAGAUGAUGGUUUAGACACAGGACCAAUUUUACUCCAACGUUCCUGUCCAGUGGAGCCUAAUGACACAGUUGAUUCUCUCUACAAUCGAUUUCUAUAUCCAGAAGGCAUCAAAGCUAUGGCAGAAGCUGUCAACUUGGUAGCAAAUGGAAAUGCUCCAAAAAUUCCACAAAAAGAGGAAGGUGCAUCUUAUGAACCAUCAUUAGGCAAGGUAGACUUGCAGCAGGUGGAUUGGUCUCUUCCAGCAGAAAAAAUACACAAUUUUAUUCGUGGCCUUGACAGCUCACCAGGUGCGUGGGUGGUAAUGAAUGGCAAGCAAACUAAAGUAUUUGGAUCAACAUUAUGGGAGAAACCAACAGUGGAUGGACAAGAAGUAGAGAUUUCUGGGAUGUCAGGUAAAGGAAUAAUACAUCCAGAAGGUCUUCUACUCCAUGGUUCAGAUAAUAAAUUGGUCAAUAUUAAGCGAAUAUCAAUUGAUGGAAAAAUGAUUGCUGCAAGCAAUUAUGGUCAGGAGGGAAAAGCAGAAGAACAACUGGAUUACACAGAAGAAGAAAGAAACACAGUGAAGAAACUUGCUUGUAUAUGGAAUGGAAUACUGAACAUAAAUGUUGAAGAUAACACAGAUUUCUUUGCUUCUGGAGCUGGGUCAAUGGAUGUUGUGAGGCUUGUGGAAGAAGUUAAAGACAAACUGAAUCUUGUAAUUCAAAAUGAAGAUUUAUUUAUGGCCACAACAUUUAAGGAUUUUGCCCAACUAGUCAUAACAAAAUGUCGAGGAGGUUCAGAAACAAAGAAACUAAUGCACAAAUCUAUUGAUGUAUUUGCAAACAACAUGACUCUGCAUUUCCCUAAUCAACUUUUCAUAAAUGGUGAAUUUGUUGAUGCUGUACCUAACACAACAUUGGACAGUAUUAAUCCACAUGAUGAAAGUGUGAUUUGUAAGGUGCAAUGUGCUUCCAAGGAUGAUGUGAACAAGGCUGUGCAAGCAGCAAAGCGAGCUUUUGAAGAUGGUGAAUGGUCCAAAAUCAGUGCACGGGAAAGAGGCCAUCUAUUAUUCAGAUUAGCUGAUCUGAUGGAUGCACAUCGAGAAGAGCUAGCUUCAAUAGAAUCUUUGGAUUCAGGAGCUGUUUACACUUUAGCAUUAAAAACACAUGUGGGAAUGUCUAUAGAAACCUGGCGAUAUUUUGCUGGGUGGUGUGAUAAAAUACAAGGCAGUACCAUCCCAAUUAGUCAUGCCAGGCCCAAUAGAAACUUAACAAUAACAAAAAAGGAACCAAUAGGAGUAUGUGGUUUAGUUACUCCUUGGAACUACCCACUCAUGAUGUUGAGUUGGAAAAUGGCAUCUUGUCUUGCUGCAGGGAACACUGUGGUUAUGAAACCAGCUCAGGUUUCACCCCUUAGUGCACUUAAGUUUGCCGAGUUGUCCAUUCUGGCAGGUAUCCCACCAGGUGUUAUAAAUAUUCUUCCAGGGAAAGGUUCUGAAACUGGCAAUGCCAUUGCUAAUCAUCCUGACAUCAGAAAAUUAGGAUUCACUGGAAGUACAUCUGUGGGGCAAGUGAUCAUGCGAUCCUGUGCAGAUUCUAAUGUGAAAAAAGUGUCUCUUGAAUUAGGAGGGAAAAGUCCAUUAAUCAUUUUUAAUGAUUGUGAUUUGGACAGAGCUGCUAUGAGUGGAGUUUUCUUCAAUAAGGGAGAGAACUGUAUUGCAGCAGGCCGUUUGUUUGUGGAUUCUUCUAUCCAUGAUGAGUUUGUUGAGAGAGUAGUUAAAGAAACUAAGAAAAUGGUCAUGGGUGAUCCAUUUAAUCGUAGCACUGAACAUGGCCCUCAAAAUCACAAAGCUCACUUGGAUAAAUUAGUUGAAUUUUGUAAUGUUGGUAUUAAAGAAGGUGCUACACUUUUAUGUGGAGGGAAACGAGCUGACAGAAAAGGUUUUUACUUUGAACCAACAGUGUUCACUGAUGUCGAAGAUCACAUGUAUAUUGCUCAAGAGGAAUCAUUUGGACCUGUAAUGGUGAUUUCUAAGUUUGCGAGCGGAAAUGUAGAUGCUGUAAUAAAAAGAGCAAACAACACAGAGUAUGGACUUGCAUCGGGUGUAUUUACAAGAGAUAUUAACCGAGCCCUUUACAUUGCUGAAAAGAUCGAUGCUGGCACUGUGUUUAUUAAUACUUAUAACAAGACUGACGUGGCAGCUCCAUUUGGAGGCUUCAAACAGUCUGGAUUCGGAAAGGAUCUGGGAAAAGCAGCUUUGGAUGAAUACCUUAAAACAAAAUGCAUCACUUUUGAAUAUUAAUCAUCUCAAAAAAUGUUAUAGUUUUCUACUUUUUUUUACAAUUAUUAUGAUUCUAAAGCAGCUAGUUAUUGUAACUUUUGUAUCAUCUUUAAAUUGCAAAAUUUUUAGAAGCUACAUCUAUUGAUUUUUCUGAGUGUAAAAUAAAUGUAACGUUAUAUUUGCUCAGUAAAUGAAGCUACCAAUUAUUGGGCAUGCAAUUAUUGUUGCCCAUGGUAUAGCUUCCUUUUCUUUGAGUUUGUAAUAUUUAAAAACAUUGUCAUACUGAAUAUUUUUUGCCUGUACUGAGAAAGUGCUUAGAUACAUUUCUACACAAGAAGCAAAUCUUGAAGUUUCUUUUAUUGAACUGCCAAUGUUUCACCUAAAUGUACAUUUAAAUGAAUUGUAAAAACAAGUACCAGUACAUUGUUUUUGAAGUGCCAUGCAAAUAUUUUGUACACAAUUUGUAACUAUUUUUAUAAUAAAGACUGAAUUGAAAUAACAUGAUAGUAAGGAUAAAUUUAUUUUUUCAUUAUUUUUUUCCACUUAGUUUAAAGAAAGAUUAACUUAAGAAUUGUUAAAUGAGACAUAUCCUAUGUGACAGUAAAUUUUAGCAGAGCCGUCUUCAAAUUUAUUGUGUUUAAGGGGCAAUAAACUCAUAAACAGUCUAUUGGAAUAUGUAUGACGAGAGUUCUUCAGAUAAAUGUUGAUCUUUUUGUAUUUACCAUACACAGCUGUAAUUUUUUAAUAGCCUAAGUAUGAAUAUGAAUAAAAUGAUGUACAGAACA